GACACUGAAAUGCAAAUGACUGACAACUAAGGUUUGAUAUCAAACAGUUACACAGGCAUUCUCUCUUUGACCAAGAGAAUGAGCAACUGUGGCCAUCCUUAUUUUACUACCACUGAGCAGGAAGAGGAAGCCAAGCAAGCCGCCAGCAUUGUGACACACCCAAUUCAACUUCCACCAUCUCUAUCAGCACACAACACUGUAGGUCAUAUGUGAGGGGGGUGAGUGUUCCUCUUGUGUCUGCAUCAGUUACUCAGACACAGACACCAGCAGCUAGAGGUCAUGGAGCCAAAACAGAUCAAAGAGGGAUAUCUGGUCAAAAAGGGCACAGUGUUGAACUCGUGGAAGGUGGUGUGGGUGGUGUUGUCUGAUGAUGGGGUGGAGUUCUUCAAGAGAAAGGCAGACAGUGCCCCCAAAGGAAUGAUCCCACUCAAGGGAGCUGUUCUGACCAGCCCCUGUCAGGACUUCAGCAAGAGGACGCUGGUUUUUAAGCUCAGCACGGCCAAGAAACAGGACCAUUUCUUCCAGGCCACACACCUGGAGGAGAGAGAGUCCUGGGUGAAGGACAUCAAGAGGGCCAUCACCUGUUUGCAGGGGGGCGUAAAGUUUGCCAGGAAGUCGACACGGAGGUCCAUUCGCCUCCCUGAUACCAUCAACCUCAGUGAGCUAUACAUUCUAAUGAGAGACCAGGAGAAUGGAGUCAAAGAGCAGAAGCUGGAAAAGGAUAGGAGAGUCUACAAUCACUGCUUCACAGGUGGUACGGUGGUGGACUGGCUGAUCUCUAAGGACAAGGCCAGGAACAGGCCUGAGGCUCUGAUGUUGGCUACAGGACUCCUGAACGAAGGAUUCUUACAGCCCGCAGGGGACGUGUCCAAAGAGGGGGUCGAGGGAGGGGCAGUGUCCACCGUCCUCGAUGAGCCAAAUGCACUCUACUACUUUGCAGACAGUGGGUUCUUCUGUGAAGGCUACUCCAGUGAUGAAGACGUGAUUGUGAAGGAGGAGUUCAGGGGUAACAUCAUAAAACAAGGCUGCUUACUCAAACAGGGACAUCGGAGGAAAAACUGGAAGGUGCGGAAAUUCAUCCUCCGGAACGAUCCGGCUUAUAUUCACUAUUAUGACCCCACCAAGGGUGAUGAGUACCCUCUGGGCUCUAUCCACCUGCGAGGGUCUGUGAUCACAGCGGUGGAGUUUGUUCCUGAUGCCAAGAGGUAUGAUGUUGAUGGGAAUCUCUUUGAGAUCAUCACUUCAGACGAGACACACUAUUUCCUCCAAGCCGCUACAUCUGAGGAGAGGAAUGAGUGGAUCAAAGCCAUCCACACGGUGUCAAAAACCGGAAAAUAAUCACAACAGGAUCCAUAGCUACUCUUAACACCUCACAUGAAGGGAUAUGGAAUAUGGACGGACAUGUUCAAAACAUUGUUGCAGAGCCAGAAGGAAUCCGAACCGAUCUGAUCUGAAUGAUCCUAAACUCUGCUUUUACGGUUAUUUCAAGAGUUUUAGGUUUGAUAUUGUAUUUAUGUUGAGUGAUUAUGAAUUUCCUCUUCAUGUUGAUCAAAUGCUCCCUCACUUGCUUUUCAACAUUCAACCUGAUGUGGGGGCACUCUCACCUUUAGAUAUAUUUAUCACAGGCAGGCUGUGAAGAAGGGUGCAAUGAUCUCUGUGUAGAAAAGUGUGAAGUUCUGUAGUGGUUUCUGGUGUGGCCUUCUGCUUUUCCAUCCAGCUGCCUGGCAAAAAUCAUUGCCUUACAUCAGAUAGCGUGUCGAUUUUGCCUGCACCGGUUGAGGGACGAGCGUCACGGAGGUUUGAAGCCAUCUGACGUGAGACAAUAGUGAAAAAUAGGACAGUUAGAAGAAUCUCAACAUUCUAGCCAGUUCCUAUGACCAAACAAACACAUCAUAUCCUGCAAAUAAUUUCCGAACUCUGAGGACCCGUCACUGUGGGUUUCAUGAUGUUUCUAAAUCAUAUCACUUGAUAUACACAUGGUCUCUGCACUGGCUGUAUGUGGCUGUGUACUAACUCCAUUGUCUGUCAAAAAGCCCUUACAAUUCUUUGUUCCACAGUAUUACACAUGUUAAUUAACCUCUUGGGGCUAGGUGGGACGCUAGCGUGCCACCCGUGGUGCACUCCAUCAACAGCAGGUGCAUUUCAAGAGCGGCAAAUUUGAAUCCAAAUAAAUGUCAAAAUUCAAAUUUUUCAAAAAUACAACUAUUUUACACCAUUUGAAAGAUAAACAUCUCCUUAAUCUAACCACGUUUUACGAUUUCAAAAAGGUUUUACGGCGAAAGCAUAAAUUUAGAGUAUGUUAGGACAGUACAUUUACAAGAGUUGUGUGUAAUGUUUUGUCAAGUCAAAGACAGGGUCACCAAAACCAUAAAACCAGCUAAAAUGAUGCACUAACCUUUUACAAUCUCCAUCAGAUGACACUCCUAGGACAUUAUGUUAGACAAUGCAUGCAUUUUUAGUUCUAUCAAGUUCAUAUUUAUAUCCAAAAACAGCGUUUUACUAUGGCAUUGAUGUUGAGGAAAUCGUUUCCCUCCAAUAACCGGCAGUCAAGUCAGCGUCACAAAUUAAAUAAUUAAAAUUAGAAAACAUUGGUAAAAUAUUAUAUUGUCAUUUAAAGAAUUAUAGAUUUACAUCUCUUGAACUCAAUCAACUUGCCAGAUUUAAAAAUAACCUUACUGGGAAAUCACACUUUGCAAUAAUCUGAGCACUGCGCCCAGAAAAAUACGCGUUGCGAUACAGACUAGACGUCAUGUUGGGGAGAUCUAAAAUCGAAAAUACUAUGUAAAUAAUCCAUUACCUUUGAUUCUCUUCAUCAGAUGUCACUUCCAGGUAUCACAGGUCCAUAACGAAUGUAGUUUUGUUCAAAAAAGCUCAUCAUUUAUGUCCAAAAAUCUCCGUCUCGUUAGCACAUGAUGUAAGCCAGCCGGACUUCUCGUCAUGAACGAGGGGAAAAAAUAUAUUUCCGUUCGUUCAAACAUGUCAAACGUUGUAUAGCAUAAAUCAUUAGGGCCUUUUUUAACCAGAACAUGAAUAAUAUUCAAGGUGGACGAAUGCAUACUCUUUUAUAACGUAUUGGAACGAGGGUACCCAACAUGAACUCGCGCCAGGUGUCUAAUGGGACAUCAUCGUUCCAUGGCUCUUGUUCGGUCAGAUCUCCCUCCAGAAGACUCAAAACACUUUGUAAAGGCUGGUGACAUCUAGUGGAAGCAAUAGGAAGUGCCAAAAUAUUCCUAAGCCCCUGUGUUUUUCAAUGGGAUAGGUUUAAAGUCAAUACAACACAUCAGGUAUCCACUUCCUGUCAGAAAAUGUCUCAGGGUUUUGCCUGCCAAAUGAGUUCUGUUAUACUCACAGACACCAUUCAAACAGUUUUAGAAACUUUAGAGUGUUUUCUAUCCAUAUAUAAUAAGUAUAUGCAUAUUCUAGUUACUGGGUAGGAUUAGUAACCAGAUUAAAUCGGGUACAUUUUUUUUAUCCAGACGUGCAAAUGCUGCCCCCUAGACCCAACAGGUUAAAGAUCUACUCUGUCUCCACCUUCCGGUUACUAUCAAAAAGUAAAUGUCCAAAAAAGUAAGUACUGGUUGUAAAAAUCAAGAAUUGUGUGCCUCUAUUAUUUGACAUGCGCCUUUGGUUUGUGACUCUCAUGUUAAUCUACUCCAACCGGGCAUUACGGCAUCAUGGAAGAUGAAUUGACUUUCACAAAAAAGCAUCACGUCAAACCUCUCACCUCAGCUAAAGACCGCUUCUCCAACCGUUUAUUUCAUUUAAACUCGACCUACUCUCCUACACAAGCUAUUCUUCAUACAGUUACCCAGGAUGUAGUGCUCAGCGAUUAGUGAUUUUUGAGGUUGGUUUGAUUAUUAAAAAAAUAAUCUGUUUUUUUUUAUUUCAGUUUCAAUGAUUUGGGUUGAAUGCUGUAACACAGAAUAAAACAAUUAAUAGUC
Messenger RNA from Salmo salar (Atlantic salmon), 3941 nucleotides. RefSeq names its product pleckstrin (gene plek). Gene Ontology annotation, biological process: intracellular signal transduction; actin cytoskeleton organization. The record is from RefSeq and is a predicted model, not a curated record. Lineage: Eukaryota; Metazoa; Chordata; Actinopteri; Salmoniformes; Salmonidae. Gene Ontology annotation, cellular component: plasma membrane.